Messenger RNA from Aspergillus ochraceoroseus IBT 24754, 2309 nucleotides. RefSeq lists its product as uncharacterized. The record is from RefSeq and is a predicted model, not a curated record. Lineage: Eukaryota; Fungi; Ascomycota; Eurotiomycetes; Eurotiales; Aspergillaceae. The coding region runs from base 416 to 2233 and encodes 605 amino acids. The transcript is spliced from 2 exons.
UGGCAAUACUCGCGGCCUCACGGCUUUCCUGCUAUGAACGCCACCGCCGCCACGAAUCUGAAAUUGCCAGGUGCCUCACCCGCUGAUUAGGCGUGAAUGAAAGAAUUCAUGUAUCGCUCGUUCUCGGAUCUCAUGGGGAGUGGUCAUGUUUCUCAUGUGGGUAGGUAGCCUUUUUGGUCGCAUUAUGUGGAAACAUUUAUCAAGCUCCGCAUCGGCUCUGAUAGCAGAUUUUGAAAUGAGCUAUUGAUGCGCUGCCAUAAGCAGGUCCUAUCCUUGUCUACAUUGCCAGCGCCGUCUUUGCUGAAGAAUGUCCCUAAAUAUGACAUACGAUCGCAGUGUGUUUCUAUCUACUGCGUUAUUCAUGGCAUUCGUUGCAUCCUAGGUACCUGGUCGCCUGCUUGAUUGAUGUAUAUCGAUGAUUAGCCCUUGGAUUUUGGUCAUCUUGGUCUGGACCCUGGGAGGGGUCGCAUUUGACCUCAGUAAUGGCGAGGAUCUACACUCUUUCAUGACUAUGCCGGAGGCCCGGCCGAUCAAGUUCAACGUAACCUACCAUGACCGAUCCCGCGUGAGCGCCGGCUUCUUCUUCGUCGCUCCGUACUGGAACUUCAUCGUCGACCCUCCAGUGAACCGAUGGAUGCCCUGUCAGAUGGGGCCCCACAUCUACGAUGCGGAUGGUCAUCUUGUCUGGAGCGGAGCCUGCCAGUUUGGAGAUCACAAUGUCUUCGACUUCAGGAUGACUGACAACAUUGAUGACCAACAGCAUCUCACGUUCGUCAAGGCUCACUCGUUCAACUGGGAUAGCAAAGGCGAAGCCUACGUCCUAAACCACAAGUACGAGAUUGAGAACAUAGUCGGCGUCACAAACCAGCUCCCCACCUUCGACACGCACGAAUUCCGCGUCCUAGACGGUGGCCGCUCGGCCCUAGUCACGCAGUACCGAGGCGCCCAGCGCUCCUUUGCAGACUUCAGCCGCUCCAGCGAAUACAGCUGGGUCAUAGAAGGCGGACUCCUCGAACUUGACAUGGAUACCGGCGAAGUGCUCUACGACUGGAACUCCGCGCAGGAACUCUCACUCAGCGAGUCCUACCAACUACAUCCCGACGCUGUCCCAGACCCCAACCCCCAGGGCCACGACUUCCUACACGUCAAUUCCGUUGACAAAGACAGCCUAGGCAACUACCUCCUCUCAGCCCGUUACACAAGCACAAUCUACUACAUUUCAGCUGCGGAGCACCGCAUCCUCUGGCGCCUCGGAGGCAAGAAAUCCGACUUCACGAUGGACUUCACGUUCUCGGGACAACACGACGCUCGCUUCCGGUUCACAAACAGCACGCACAUGAUCCUCUCCCUCUUCAACAACGGCGGCGUCGACGAAUACCACGACGAAGAUUGCUCCUCGGGCCUCAUCGUCCUCCUCGACCUACAAUCCAAGCACGCCACCCGUCUCGGUUACCUCCCCCGGCCAGAUAAAGGCCUCACCCCAAGCAGAGGCAACUUCCAAUUCCUGCCGAACGGGAACUAUCUCCUCAACUGGGUAAACGGCGGCUACAUGACCGAGUUCUCUCCCGACGGCCAAGUCCUCAUGGAAGCCCGCUUCCACUCGGACCGCUACUCCACGUACAGGGCCUAUAAAUUCGACUUCCACGGCCAGCCGACACACCCACCUGCUGUUGUAGCGCAAGUCCACGGCUCCAGCGACACAGGCUACAUGACGCUCGUGUACACAAGCUGGAACGGCGCCACGGAUAUCGUGGAAUGGGUGUUCUACGCACAGCACAACCGCUCUGCGCCUGCGGUACGAAUCGGGUCGGCCUCUAAAAUCGGCUUCGAGACCGUGUUUUCCACGCCGGGGUAUUUCGACUGGAUUUCGGUAGAGGCCAUCGACCUUUACGGGAAAGUCCUAGGGGGGCGGAGGAGGUCUGGGUUCCAUCGCACCCGGGUGCCCGCGGAGUGGGAAAUGGAUCAUCGAGAAGACCGCGGUAAUGGUAAUGGCAAUGGCACGCAUCCGUACCCGACGCCUGAUAACCCGGAGACUACUUUGUUUGCGGGUGAGGAUCCGGGUGGUCCGGUUGUGGAAUCUGAACUUCCGGCAGAGGGCAGGUCGACGUUCCUGUUGGCCAUGGUUCUUUUUGUAUCUUGUCUGGGUAUGGGGGCGCUUUAUUGUUUCAGAUUGAGUUUUAGAUUCGGGGGGUGGAGGAGGGCUUAUUAUCAUUUGGUUCGUUCGGGGAGUUGAUAAAUCAUAAGGGUGUAUAGUUAGUAUAGUAGGUAGUAAAGAUGAUGAACAUAAAAAAAAAAAAAAAAAAGACAAA